This is a messenger RNA of Hydra vulgaris (swiftwater hydra), 381 nucleotides long. Its product is annotated as gypsy retrotransposon integrase-like protein 1. The record is from RefSeq and is a predicted model, not a curated record. NCBI's taxonomy places the organism in Eukaryota, Metazoa, Cnidaria, Hydrozoa, Anthoathecata, Hydridae.
AUGCACUCUAGAUUUGCAGACAUUUUUAGUUACUUAAAAUACCAAAUACAUCCAAAAGAAGUUUUAAAUAAAGGCGAUAAAGCCAAUUUUAGAAGACAAACUAAGCCAUUUAUAGUUGAUAAUAAUGAGUUAUAUCAUUUAAAUAAAGCUCCAAAGAGAAAAGUUAUUUGGAGUAGAGAUGAACAACAAAACAUAAUAAAGUUUGUUCAUGAAGGAAACGAUGUCUCUGUUGAGUCUAAAGCUUUAUCUGGUCAUACAGGUAUUAAUAACACAACCUAUCACAUUCAAAGUAGAUUUUUCUGGUAUGGAAUGAUAAAAGAUAUUACAACUUAUGUUUCCAAAUGUGACCAAUGCCAAAAGUCAAAGAACAGAAAACGUUAG